Messenger RNA from Acanthoscelides obtectus, 1019 nucleotides. The record is from the annotation of a GenBank genome assembly. Lineage: Eukaryota; Metazoa; Arthropoda; Insecta; Coleoptera; Chrysomelidae.
GUCUUCCUAUAUGCAGUUUCUCUUUAUUUUGCUUAUUCCAACUAUGUUAGCUUUCAGAACAGAUAAGGCAGAAACAGGUUCGAACUUCUUCGAAUAUCUAAACAACAUAUCAAAAUUGGUGAACAAAGCUUUUGGAAAACCUCUGGAGCAGAAACCAGAGAAUCAUAGCAAUCACUUAUUUGGCGCUUUUUUGAGAAUGCUGGUAUUGGACAACAAAAAAAUUGGAGCUAUAGCCGUGAAUGCAAUCAUAACUAUUGCCCAGUUGAUAAGUUCCUCGUUACCUUUGAAGCAAGCAUCAAACACACCUCCAAUGCAACGGAGUAUGCCAAGCCCGGAAAGCGCUUACGAUACAAUGAUGAGGAACCCCGAAGUCGCUGAAACUUUUGGAAAUGCCAUUGACCGAGACCUGGUGGAAAAAGUGAUCGAAUACGUGAAAGAAAGGAGUUUGGACGAAGAAACUGGAUGCUUGCAAUUGCUGAUAUGCAAAAGUCGCCCGUUCUUCAGGCGGAUGCAAGAAGUUAUUGCCCAUCGUGGAAAUAAUACAGAAUUUGUAGAAGAUGCGAUGUAUGGAUAUUUUCCAAAUGUCGAAGAAGUUGCUGAUUAUGCCGAUAUGUGUGAAAGGAAGCAUCCGUAUUGCAACGAGUCGAAGAAAGAAUAUAGAAGUAUUACUAAUGACAAAAGUACCUCAAAGAAUUACAACUGAUAUGUUUAUAUAUUUAUACAUGUGCUUUCAUUGAGAGGUAGGAUAUGAUCCUCUUCAGAAAAGUAAAUAUUAGACUCGUGUGAAAACGAGACGCAACAUGACAGCGUUCGUAAGUAUAUUGUUUCGUAAAUCCUAAGCAAAUAAACACACGCCUCUGUUUAGGACGAAACCAUAAAUAAAUGUUUGGCUUCGGAUUAAUUCCUUGUUAUUAUGAUGGACCUCUAAUGUCCUGUAAACAAUUUUUGGGUUAUAAUUUACAAAAUACAUAAAAUACUAAGCUACUCAAAAUAAAUAAAACCAUUUAGCACAAGAUGAG